Kickxella alabastrina is the source of this 1487-nucleotide messenger RNA. RefSeq names its product phosphoenolpyruvate carboxykinase [ATP]. Gene Ontology annotation, molecular function: ATP binding; phosphoenolpyruvate carboxykinase (ATP) activity. The transcript is spliced from 3 exons. Gene Ontology annotation, biological process: gluconeogenesis. Gene Ontology annotation, cellular component: cytosol. The record is from RefSeq and is a predicted model, not a curated record. Bases 43 to 1008 code for a protein of 321 amino acids. NCBI's taxonomy places the organism in Eukaryota, Fungi, Kickxellomycota, Kickxellomycetes, Kickxellales, Kickxellaceae.
GUCAAUGCUGGCCAGUUCCCGGCUAACCGCUUCACCAAGGGGAUGACCAGCUCGACCAGCGUGGCGAUUAGCUUUGAGCGCAAGCAGAUGGUGAUCCUGGGCACGGAGUACGCUGGCGAGAUGAAGAAGGGCGUGUUCACGGUGAUGCACUACCUGAUGCCCAAGGCCGGCGUCCUAUCCCUGCACUCCUCGUGCAAUGAGGGCCCGACGCGGCUGCUUAUCGGUGACGACGAGCAUGUGUGGACGGAGAACGGCGUGUUCAAUAUCGAGGGCGGGUGCUACGCUAAGACCAUCGAUCUGUCGGCCGAGAAGGAGCCCGAGAUCUUCAACGCGAUCCGCUUUGGCGCCGUGCUCGAGAAUGUCAUUUACGAUGAGCGCACGCGCGUCUUCAUCCCCAACGCCAAGCUGCCAUGCAUUGGUGGCAAGCCAAAGAACAUUGUGCUUUUGACUUGCGACGCCUUUGGUGUGCUGCCUCCGGUGGCUAAGCUGACCCCGGCGCAGGCCAUGUACCACUUCAUCUCGGGUUACACUGCCAAGAUUGCCGGUACUGAGGAGGGCGUCACUGAGCCUGAGGCCACUUUCUCUGCGUGCUUCGGCCAGCCCUUCCUUGUCUGGCACCCGGUCAAGUACGCGCAGAUGCUGGCGCAGAAGAUGCGGGAGAACAACGUCAACGUCUGGUUGGUCAACACCGGAUGGAACGGCGGCGCCUAUGGCGUGGGUAAGCGGAUUUCGCUCAAGUACUCACGCGCCAUCAUUGACUCGAUCCACUCGGGCGAGCUGCAGGGCGCGGAGUACACGAACUAUGGCGUUUUCAAUUUGCAGAUCCCCACGGCUGUCGAGGGCGUGCCGGAGAAGGUCUUGGACCCGAGGCGCGCCUGGGAGGGUACCGAGGAGGAGUUCGCCGCUACUAUUUCCAAGCUCGCCGGUCUGUUCCAGGCUAACUUCAAGGAGUACGCUGAUCAGGCCACUGCGAUAUCAUUGCCGCUGGUCCUCAGUUCUAAUUUCUAAUUUCAUUUUCCUUCCUUGUCUUUUUUUAUGUUGUCAUACCAAUUAUAAAUGUGUAUUUUUUCAUCUCUUAAUUAUUUUUCUUACAUCGGGCUGAAAAACGCGGUUGAUUUUGAUGAUGCUGCUGCUGCUCGGAAGGAUAUUGUACUCGCGUGAGUAGGGAAAUUUUCACCAUUACCGCUGGAAGCAGAAGCGGCAGCAGAAUUACUGUGUUCAUUGUCUGAUACUGUGUCGGAAAGACCACCAAACUAGGAUAGAAAAAUACAAUUUGAAAUCAAACACAAUCGCAAACACGGAUUUUCACUAUUUUGUUUAUUUUUGUAAUAUUGGUGAAGUGAAGGGGUAGUGGAUAUCUGAAUGUUACAAAAAAGGAUAAACAAACAAGAACUUACUCGGAACAAAUUGGUUAAAUUGAUCGCGGGCACAAUCGGACUUGGUACUUUCGGAUCCUGCAUAGUAGUAGUGGUGGUUGUUUGUGGUCC